AUGACCAAUUACCUGCAUACCUCUCCCUUGAUGAUUGUUGGUAGUAGAGACUCAGAGAACCAUGACAAACGGCCCGUUAUCACAGCUGAAGAACCAAUGGAAACCAACCUGCAGCUCUUAUGGCUGACUAGAUCCGUUCGAUUGAAAUCGGGGGACGUGAAUCCCUUCCAUGUGGUGGGCUUCAAUUCUGGCCCCAUGCAUACGUUUCAGCUUUGGCCCAUAGGGGGGUUUCUGGGGCUGUCAUUCAGUAUCUCGAUUCCAAGAUGUGCAGAGAAUUACUACAUCCAGCAAUUGGCGUUGAAUGAACUUGCCCAAUUGUUAGAGAGUUGGGCUAUGCGCCCAGCAGUUAAUGAACAGGGGGCAGCGGGUCUGAUGAGCACAAUUGCGCACAUAAACCUGAAACUAACUUUCGAAUGUCAUAUUCUGGCGAAGAUGUGUCUAGGCUGCUUGUUCAAAGUCAAAAGAACGAAGAAGGAUCGGUAA
Aspergillus ochraceoroseus IBT 24754 is the source of this 483-nucleotide messenger RNA. RefSeq lists its product as uncharacterized. The transcript has 4 exons. Bases 1 to 483 code for a protein of 160 amino acids. Lineage: Eukaryota; Fungi; Ascomycota; Eurotiomycetes; Eurotiales; Aspergillaceae. The record is from RefSeq and is a predicted model, not a curated record.